AUGGAGGGGGAGGCAUGCUGGCUGCCCUGCCCUCUCUUCUCCCACCCCACUGUCUACAACUACAGCUCGAUCCAGGCAGCGGGCCUCAACCUAGUGUGGUACCACGUGGUUGCAGGUCAGGACAUGGAACAGCCCAUCGACUUCCACCACCCUGACCAGAGGCUCAGCAAGGAGAGGGAGAAGCUGUGGCUGCAGCCCACCACCACGCAGGACACGGGCCAGUACAUCUGCAUGCUGAGGUAGGAUGGAGACUGGGCUCGGGAGGCCCAGGAGUUUUGACCCAUGCAACCAAGAAAACCGGUCUAUGAGCAGAUGUUUGUAUAAAAAGUUAGACAUUCUUUUAAUCUUUUGAACCCAUCCAUUAUCUGUUGGACGGUCAGGAAGUGUGUCAUAUCCUGAGCCAAAACUUCCUGACCUACAAUAUCUGUUUUUUAGAAGGAUGACAGUCCAAGUUUGUCUGAUUAACAUGAUCUGUUUGUUUUGUGUGUGUGUGUACUUUCCCCUCUCAGAAACAGGACACUGUGUGCCAAGAUUGCAGUGCGUCUGGAGGUGGUGCCAAGUGGCCAGGACCCUAACUGUGAGGUGAAGUCUGCUGUGCCUCCCACCCUAGUCAUCGCGCCCUUACAGGAGGGCAGGAUCCUAACCUGCCCUGACCUGGAGGACAUCAAGCUGCCUAACACUAGCCACUCUGUCACCUGGUACCAUGUAAGGUGACCCUCGGUCUGUCUGUGUACAAUUAAUCUGACUUACCAUAUGGGAUAAUGGCUAGUAUUUUCACUUGGGUGCAGUACAUAGUACCAAUAGCAGCUAAGAAGGUGUAUCACUUGAUACAAUUUAAAAAAAAAUAGGUUCCUUAUUAAAAAGCACUGCUAUCAUCAGUAUACACCAGGGGUCAAAACAUUGUGGUCAGAUUGUAUACUAGGUUGUAAACAUGUUUUGGUUAUAAUUUGGGUUAGGCACUACAGGCUGAAAUUACAUCUACCUAUCAGUUUUGAGGGUUGUUGGUAUUUUGGUCUAUUAAUAUUAGUUAACAUACAAAUCUUGAUGAAAAUGUUUAUCUUUUUUAGUUUAUCAUCGAAAUUUCAUGAAUUUUAACCAAUUUAAAAUGGACAUACAUCCAACAUUUCAAAGCUCACUAUUUUGAAUUACACAUAAUUUAAAAGCAUUUCAUAGAGAAUGUAACAAACUGGACUAUAUGUAGUAACUUGGUGUUUGGGUCUAAAUAGGUGUUUGGUGUUUGGCAGUCUAAAUUGCGGGAUAUGCAAAUAUGCACAUAUUUGUAUUUAUUAUGAUCCCCCUCUUCCUGGGGUCCAGCAAAAUUAAGGCAGUUAUACAAUUUUAAAAACAUUACAAUAAAUUAAAAUUAAAAUUAAAAAACAUAAAUAAACACAUUAAGUGUGUGCCCUCAGGCCCCUACUCUACCACCACAUAUCUACAACACAAAAUCCAUGUGUAGGUGUGUGUGUAUAGUGCGUAUGUUAUUGUGUGUGUGUGUGUGUGUGUGUGUGUGUGUGUGUGUGUGUGUGUGUGCAUAUGUCUGUGCCUAUAUUUAAUGAGAGACCACCUAAUUUGCAUAUUUUAAUACAAUAUUCCAGAUUUUUUUAAAUACAAAAAGUUGAUUGUGAUAUGAUUAAGGGGAAAAAAAUCCCUAUUAGUAUGUGAUGUCUGGUUUUAAUUGUCCAGAAGACAUGACAUCUUGAUCACAUCAUGAAAAAGUUGUCUUGACCUGCUUUUAACAAAGACCUGUUCAUUGUAGUCUGGAUAUAUUAUCUCUUCUCAACCAGAAGACCAGCACUGUAACAGAUUGCUGUAUUUGUCUGUUUACAGUAAAACAUACAGUAAAGUACUGCUAUACCAGUUUACAAUAUGUUACUGUAGACCACAAUGCAUUCUGGUCUAGCAAAUUACUAAAUUUGUUAGCUGUAAAAUGAACAACAAAUGUUCAGCUAAGAUACUGGAUAGUAAAUUACAGUGAGUUCCUUUAUUUCAUAAAUGAAUGCCCAUGUUGUGCCCUUUCAAGGCUGAUUUAUAAAGUUUGACUGGUUUCAUGACUGAUUGCAACAUUUGAGGCCUCUCCAAUGUUCUAAGUUAAAUCAAUCUUUAAGUUUUGAGUUUGCUGAACAUAUCUUAUGUUUUGGCUGUCACAGUUGUAUGACAUCCAAAUAGUCAGACUGUUCGACAAGAUCUGACGUGAUGAACUAUACCUGGGUUGUCAAACUCAUUCGGUUUUCAACUCGGGCCGGAGGACCGCAAUGAAAAUUGGUUAUAUUUCCUCCCCGUCAGAAUUGUCCUCUAUCCAAAGUUUUUUGAAUUUUCAAUGCUCCCUGACUGUCUAGCUUUCAUUUCGGUGAUUUAUUAGCGAGCUGGAUACAGUCAAGAAAUUGUAUGAAUAUAGGUCGAUUAUAUAUAUAUAUUUUUUUUACUCAAACCACCCGCGGGCCGGAUUAGACCCCCUCAGCCUGCGUGCCGUAUGUUUGACAACCCUGUACUAUGCAAUUGUGAACUGAAUUAUCGAGGAUGCCAGGAGAACACUACCUGACCCAAUGUAUAGUGCCAACUGUAAAGUGGUCUGGGGCUGUUUUUCAUGGUUCGGGCUAGGCAACUUAGUUCCAGUGAAGGGAAAUCUUAAUGCUACAGCAUACAAUGACAUUCUAGACGAUUCUGUGCUUCCAACUUUGUGGCAGUUUGAGGAAGUCCCUUUCCUGUUUCAGCAUGACAAUGCCCCCGUGCACAAAGCGAGGUCCAUACAGAAAUUUGUCGAGAUCGGUGUGGAAGAACUUGACUGGCCUGCACAGAGCCCUGACCUCAACCCCAUCGAACACCUUUGGGAUGAAUUGGAACGCUGACUGCAAGCCAGGCCUAAUCGCCCAACAUCAGUGCCCGACCUCACUAAUGCUCUUGUGGCUGAAUGGAAGCAAGUACCCGCAGUAAUGUUCCAACAUCUAGUGGAAAGCAUUCCCAGAAGAGUGGAGGCUGUUAUAGAAGCAAAGGGGGACCAACUCCAUAUUAAUGCCCAUGAUUUUGGAAUGAGAUGUUCGAAGAGCAGGUGUCCACAUACCUUUGGCCAUGUGUAUGUCCUGUCAUGCUUUGUUACAGGUUAUAUUUGUUAGACCCAUUAGUGAGACCAACUCCUUGCCCUUGUGGUUAGUUUCUGCCCUGCUUGGCACUCAGCAUUAAGGAGAUGGAUUGGGGGUAAGUCUGCGAUAGACUGGCAUCCUGUCGUGUUGUAACGUGUUGCAUUCCACUUUUACAGUCAUGUUAUUGGCAACUUUUUUAUAGUUGAUUACUGUACAUUUUACCGGAUAAUGAUUGGUCAAAACUGCAUUCCAGCCGUUGUCUAUUCCACAAGUCACCACCGGCUAAAUCUAUGACAUUGAAAUGCCUGUUUACCCUGUUCCAUCUGACUGCACAAUCCCACUGUCUCAUCAGCUCAGCCAGGCAAUUUAUAUACUAGAUCUACACUGUAAAAACCAUCUAGAGAUUGUCUCCCAUUUCUUUUAGACUAUGGUUUUCAACAGCGGAGAUUUGUAAUAACCUUGCUGUCUGUCUCGCCGACAUUUGCAACAUUGUUUCAAUAUUGAAAUUUGAUCUCCAGCUGUCCUAUGAUAAUGAACAUGUCGGGAUUCGGGAUGAGACAGACAUGCUGGCAGCUUUUCUCAGCCAGUCCAAAUCAUGAAUAAGCAUAAUUUUUAUGGACACAGUGAGGGAAAAAAGUAUUUGAUCCCGUGCUGAUUUUGUAUGUUUACCCACUGACAAAGACAUGAUCAGUCUAUCAUUUUAAUGGUAGGUUUAUUUGAACAGUGAGAGACAGAAUAACAACAAAAAAAUCCAGAAAAACGCAUGUCAAAAAUGUUAUAAAUUGAUUUGCAUUUUAAUGAGGGAAAUAAGUAUUUGACCCCUCUGCAAAACAUUACUUAGUACUUGGUGGCAAAAUCCUUGUUGGCAAUCACAGAGGUCAGACGUUUCUUGUAGUUGGCCACCAGGUUUGCACACAUCUCAGGAGGGAUUUUGUCCCACUCCUCUUUGCAGAUCUUCUCCAAGUCAUUAAGGUUUCGAGGCUGACGUUUGGCAACUAGAACCUUCAGCUCCCUCCACAGAUUUUCUAUGGGAUUAAGGUAUGGAGACUGGCUAGGCCACUCCAGGACCUUAAUGUGCUUCUUCUUGAGCCACUCCUUUGUUGCCUUGGCCGUGUGUUUUGGGUCAUUGUCAUGCUGGAAUACCCAUCCACGACCCAUUUUCAAUGCCCUGGCUGAGGGAAGGAGGUUCUCACCCAAGAUUUGACGUACAUGGCCCCGUCCAUCAUCCCUUUGAUGUGGUGAAGUUGUCCUGUCCCCUUAGCAGAAAAACACCCCCAAAGCAUAAUGUUUCCACCUCCAUGUUUGACAGUGGGGAUGGUGUUCUUGGGGUCAUAGGCAGCAUUCCUCCUCCUCUAAACACGGCGAGUUGAGUUGGUGCCAAAGAGCUCGAUUUUGGUCUCAUCUGACCACAACACUUUCACCCAGUUCUCCUCUGAAUCAUUCAGAUGUUCAUUGGCAAACUUCAGACGGGCCUGUAUAUGUGCUUUCUUGAGCAGGGGGACCUUGCGGGUGCUGCAGGAUUUCAGUCCUUCACGGCGUAGUGUGUUUUUUUCUUGGUGACUAUGGUCCCAGCUGCCUUGGGAUCAUUGACAAGAUCGUCCCGUGUAGUUCUGGGCUGAUUCCUCACCGUUCUCAUGAUCAUUGCAACUCCACGAGGUGAGAUCUUGCAUGGAGCUCCAGGCCAAGGGAGAUUGACAGUUCUUUUGUGUUUCUUCCAUUUGCGAAUAAUCGCGCCAACUGUUGUCACCUUCUCACCAAGCUGCUUGGCGAUGGUCUUGUAGCCCAUUCCAGCCUUGUGUAGGUCUACAAUCUUGUCCCUGACAUCCUUGGAGAGCUCUUUGGUCUUGGCCAUGGUGGAGAGUUUGGAAUCUGAUUGAUUGAUUGCUUCUGUGGACAGGUGUCUUUUAUACAGGUAACAAGCUGAGAUUAGGAGCACUCGCUUUAAGAGUGUGCUCCUAAUCUCAGCUCGUUACCUGUAUAUAUGACACCUGGGAGCCAGAAAUCUUUCUGAUUGAGAGGGGGUCAAAUACUUAUUUCCCUCAUUAAAAUGCAAAUCAAUUUAUAACAUUUUUGACAUGCGUUUUUCUGGAUUUUUUUGUUGUUAUUCUGUCUCUCACUGUUCAAAUAAACCUACCAUUAAAAUUAUAGACAGAUCAUUUCUUUGUCAGUGGGCAAACGUACAAAAUCAGCAGGGGAUCAAAUACUUUUUUCCCUCACUGUAUAUUCAAAGACAUUUCAGUAGAAAACCACGAAAUUCAGCUAGUUUGCUGUCAUUCCAGCUUCAAUUUGAAGUGAUUGUGUUUGCUGUGUAGUUGGCUAUCUCUUCUGAACAGUGACCUGCCGAGAGAGCAAAUGUUCUAUGCCAGGCAAAAUCGCACAUCAUUAGCUCAUUGUUAUGGAUGUAUCCCCUAAAAAUCACUAGAAAACAGCUUAAACAAACGCAAAUGUAGCUACUUUCUGUUAUUCUGGCUGGACUGUUUGACGUGACUGUGUUAGCCAAAGUUGGCUAACUAGCAAGCAAGGGAUAAGAACGUUGCCAGCCAUCAUGGCAAUGGAACAUUUAGAACGUAACCUUGAUUUGCUGAAGGAAGGAACAAGACAUAACACACAACAUAGCCCCACUAUUGCCAAGCUCAGGGCCUGUUCAUAAAGAAGUAAUGUAGAUAGGCUAUAUCACCACAGGGUUCUAUACCCUUCAAGGGACUUACUUAAACUGUGCUCAGUUCCAUCAGCCUUUUUCUUCACGCUCAUUCUCUCACUGUACAGUACAGUAUGUGUUCACAUCAAGUUGUAACUGCAAGAACUGGUGUUAACUGUGGUACCAGGUAGAAUGUUUUGCUCAGUUCAGAUCUGUCUGUGUACAACUCAUUUGACCUCUUUGGUCCCUCUCUUCUACUAAAGAUUAUCUACUCCAGUGGAGACUGCUGAGGGGAGGACAGCUCAUAAUAAUUGCCGGAACGGAGCAAAUGGAAUGGCAUAAACACAUGGAAACCAUGUGUUUGAUGUAUUUAAUACCAUUUCACCAAUUCCGCUCCAGCCAUUACCACAAGCCCGUCCUCCCCAAUUAAGGUGCCACCAACCUCCUGUGAUCUACUCUGCUCUACUCCCCCCUCCCUAUCUGUGUUGACCUUGAGCAGGAGUGUAAUGCCUUCAGGAACAUCGAUCGUGUGUUCAAAGGAGACAAGCUGGUCAUCCAUGUAAUGUUGGAGCACUACCAAGGACUGUACCAAUGUGUGGUCACUUACGAGACCAAAGGAAGAGCCAUCAAAUUCACCAGAGUGGUCAAUGUAACUGCAGUGUGUAAGGCCUUUUUCACAACUAAUCUGAAUGUUUUGUAACUAUGAACGUUGCACUGUACAUCCUUUUGUUAAAGCAAUUCAAUGAUAUGUGUUUCCGGUAGUUAGGGUUAUGUUUUCUGGAUAACUAUCUGAUCUUGCAAUAUGAUAAUGUCAAACUUUCAACAAGUUGAGUGUAUUUUCUGCUUUGUGUUUCUCUCAGCUUCCAGUGGUUUACCCAAAAAGCCCAAUAUACUCAACCCUGCCAAGGAGCAACUCUAUCCCGUCAAACAAGGUAGGUAGAGAAGGACUAUCAGAUACAUCAGCAUAUCAAUAUAUUAUAUAUGUGGUCCUCUGUAGCUCAGCUGGUAGAGCACGGCGCUUGUAACGCCAAGGUAGUGGGUUCGAUCCCCGGGACCACCCAUACGUAAAAAUGUAUGCACGCAUGACUGUAAGUCGCUUUGGAUAAAAGCGUCUGCUAAAUGGCAUAUUAUAUUAUAUUAAGAUAUACACUGAGUGUACUAAACAUUAGGAACACUGCUCUUUCCAUGACAGACUGACCAAGUGAAAGCUAUGAUCCCUUGUUGUCACCUGUUGAAUCCACUUCAAUCAGUGUAGAUGAAGGGGAGGAGACAGGUUAAAGAAAGAUUUUUAAGCCUUGAGACAACUGGAUUGUGUAUGUGUGCCAUUCAGAGGGUGAAUGGGCAAGAAAAAAAGAUUUAAGUCCUUUAGAACGCGGUAUGGUAGUAGGUGCCAGGCGCACCGGUUUGUGUCAAGAACUGCAAUACUGCUGGGUUUUUCACGCUCAGCAGUUUCCCGUGUGUAUCAAGAAUGGUCCACCACACAAAGGACAUCCAGCCAACUUGACACAGAGAGAGCGAGAGUUGACAGCAGUACGAUGACAAAGCAUGGGUGAGAGAGAAAUGGUGUACGAGCUAAAGCUGUAGAAAUACUGAAAAGCAUAUACUGUACAUAUAUAUAUAUAAAAUAUUGGUUUAUGCAGACCAGUUAGCAACAUGCCAAUUAGGCACUAUUAUUAUUAUUGUUAUUAUUAUUAUUAUUAUUGUUAUUAUUAUUAUGUAGGUUUUAGCUAUAUAUAUAUAUAUAUAUAUAUAUAUAUAUAUAUAUAUAUAUAUAUAUACAGUUGAAGUCGGAAGUUUACAUAUACCUUAGCCAAAUACAUUUAAACUCAGUUUUUCACAAUUCCUGACAUUUAAUCCUAGUAAAAUUCCCUGUCUUAGGUCAGUUAGGAUCACCACUUUAUUUUAAGAAUGUGAAAUGUCAGAAUAAUUGUAGAGAGAAUGAUUUAUUUAAGCUUUUAUUUCUUUCAUCACAAUCCCAGUGGGUCAGAAGUUUACAUACACUCAAUUAGUAGCCUUUAAAUUGUUUAACUUGGGUCAAACGUUUCGGGUAGCCUUCCACAAGCUUCCCACAAUAAGUUGGGUACAUUUUGGCCCAUUCCUCCUGACAGAGCUGGUGUAACUGAGUCAGGUUUGUAGGCCUCCUUGCUCGCACACGCUUUUUCAGUUCUGCCCACACAUUUCUAUAGGAUUGAGGUCAGGGCGUUGUUGUCCUUAAGCCAUUUUGCCACAACUUUGGAAGUAUGCUUGGGGUCAUUGUCCAUUUGGAAGACCCAUUUGCGACCAAGCUUUAACUUCCUAACUGAUGUCUUGAGAUGUUGCUUCAAUAUAUCCACAUAAUUUUCCUUCCUCAUGAUGCCAUCUAUUUUGUGAAGUGCACCAGUCCCUCCUGCAGCAAAGCACCCCCACAACAUGAUGCUGCCACCCCCAUGCUUCACUGUUGGGAUGGUGUUCUUCGGCUUGCAAGCAACCCCCUUUUUCCUCCAAACAUAACGAUGGUCAUUAUGGCCAAAUAGUUAUAUUUUUGUUUCAUCAGACCAGAGGACAUUUCUCCAAAAAGUACCAUAUUUUGCAGAUGCAAACUGUAGUCUGGCCUUUUUAUGGCGUUUUUGGAGCAGUGGCUUCUUCCUUGCUGAGCGGCCUUUCAGGUUAUGUCGAUAUAGGACUCGUUUUACUGUGGAUAUAGAUACUUUUGUACCUGUUUCCUCCAGCAUCUUCACCAGGUCCUUUACUGUUGUUCUGGGAUUGAUUUGCACUUUUCGCACCAAAGUACGUUCAUCUCUAGGAUACAAAACGUGUCUCCUUCCUGAGCGGUAUGAAGGCUGCGUGGUCCCAUGGUGUUUAUACUUGCGUACUAUUGUUUGUACAGAUGAACGUGGUACCUUCAGGCAUUUGGAAAUUGCUCCCAAGGACGAACCAGACUUGUGGAGGUCUACAAUGUUUUUUCUGAGGUCUUGGCUGAUUUCUAUUAAUUUUCCCAUGAUGUCAAGCAAAGAGGCACUGAGUUUGAAGGUAGGCCUUGAAAUACAACCACAAGUACACCUCUAAAGCCUUGACAUCAUUUUCUGGAAUUUUCCAAGCUGUUUAAAAGGCACAGUCAACUUAGUGUAUGUAAACUUCUGACCAACUGGAAUUGUGAUACAGUGAAUUAUAAGUGAAAUAAUCUGUCUGUAAACAAUUGUUGGUAAAAUUACUUGUGUCAUGCACGAAGUAGAUGUCCUAACUGACUUGCCAAAACGAUAGUUUGUUAACAAGAAAUUUGCGGAGUGCUUGAAAAACAAGUUUUAAUGACUCCAACCUAAGUGUAUGUAAACUUCCGACUUCAACUGUAAGAACAGUUUAGCUGUUCUUUGGUUGUGCCAAUAAUAAUAUUUCCAUCACAGGGUGCAGACCAAAGUGACAGUUCCACAUUAAGUUGAUGUAAUUAAACAACUAUAUACUGUAGAACUACCUACUGUAGAACAUCUUACAGGACAUUACUGUUAAAUCGAGUAAAAUCACUACUAUUUCACAGAAUGUUACUUUUUUUGUGAGUUGUUGCUAUUCCUUUUUUCAUAUUAUAAAAAUGUUCUUGUGACAAAGUUGUAGUCAUGGCUGUAGCGAUUGGGUGAUAUUAUCAUGGUGACACAGUAGACAUUGUUCCUAUGGUUAUGCAGCAGUAUUGAUAGCCGUGGUGACUGUUGCAGGGUCAGAGGUGAAUCUCACAUGCAGGGUGUCUUUGCCCUACCUGGAAGGACCCAGGGAGACCUGGUGGACCAUCGAUGGGAAGACUGUAGAGCAGCUAGCUGAUCCCCGCAUCUCAUUCACUUCUAGGCAAGUCUCAUCCUCUUCUGUCUUGUCUUGUCUAGUCUCUUCUGUUACUUUCUAUUCUCUUCUCAUCUCUAUUCUUUUAUACUCCUCUUUUUGUUUGUUUUGUUUGUUUCAAUCCUCUCCUCUCAUUAUUCUGUCACUCCUUUCCAAUGUAUUCCUUCCCCUCAUCUCCUCUCUCCUCCCCUCACCUCUCUAUCCUACAGGGUUGUGUUGGAAUAUUUUGGGGACUGGACAGUUGAGAAUGUGCUCCGCAUCCAGGACUUCAGCUCAGAGGACCUGACCAGAGAAUACAACUGCUCCGGACGCAACGGCCGAGGCAUGUAGCCACCCGCAGGGCAGUGCUAGAAGAGGAGAGUGAGGAAUGAGUUAGCACAUCACAGAGCAUUUCUGUGGGAAUGUGCUGAAUGUUGUAUUAGUCACUAUGGGAAAGUAAUGUGUAGCUAGUGCUCUGUGGUUGAUCUUGUGGACUGUUGUGUGAUGGUUAGCAGUAGAGAUUUGGACUGUUUACUGUAACAUGAAUUAAAUAUUUCAAUACUCUAAUGAUCUUGAUUUUUAACUAGUUUGCCUUUUAUUCUCAGUUUUAAUGCUCUUUGUUUCCUUUAUUAGUAUGAUUUUUAUACCAUUGUUUUAUAUCUUGCUCUGUUUUAUCAUUUGGCUUUUUUUGUUUUAUUUUUACAUGCUACAUUCUUUAGUGUACGACUAUGUUUUAUUAUUUCAAGCAAUAACUGCAACCCCCUAGAGUCGAUUGACGCCCCGGUGCAUCAAUCUAAGUUACAUAGUAAAAAAGUCCCCAUCAAAAUCCAUCAGUUGAAGUUAGAGAUAUCUGAAGUUGGUAGUCUGUACCGUCGAUGUGCCAACUUCUGUUUGGUAGCGUCCGAACCGUUUGGGCUACAAAUUAAUGGGCUCGCACUGUGGAAAGCUGAGAUUCUCACGGACACGAUGGUGUUCUCUGUUUUGCUCUAGGACCCCGAUAAGUGUCACGCGGCUUUUCUGAAUGUAACCAGUACUGGUAAAAAAAAAAAUGGGGUUAAAUAUGUGUAUUUUUUUUUUAUAGAAAUAGAAUAAAAACAAACAAGCUAAAUUAUCCAUAGUAUGACCAUAUUAAAACAAUUCCAUAUGUCAGCUUAGCACCCCCCCCCCCCCCCCUUCCCCCAAUGUCUUAGGCUCUAAAGAAUUAACAUACAAAGUACAGUAUAUUAUCAGGUCACACCAAUCCUGUAGCCUAGAAGAGUUGGCUAUAUCACACCUUUCCUAUUUUAUGAGUUUUGUUGGGAUAAGCAGUCAUAACAGUGAGGGAGAGCAGGAUGAUACAUACAGGUAGGAGGGGUGGGAUUUGAUACAAUGCUACCACAGACUGAGGGAGACAUUUUCGUAGUGCAAAAUAAUUGUGCAAAGUGCAAAAAUUACAAUAAUCCUCAACAAUGUGCGUUAUAAAGAGGCAACUAUAGAUUAGCGGAGGCUCCUCAGAGGAGGAAGGGGAGGACCAUCCUCAGUGAAUUUCUUAAAAUUAAAAAUGGUAAAACAUUGAAUAACAAGACUAAAUAUAUCCACAUGUCACCAAAUAAUUUAUUAAAACACACUGUUUUGCAAUGAAAGGUCUACAGUAGCCUCAACAGCACUCUGUAUGGUAGCACCAUGGUGUAGCCGGAGGACAGCUAGCUUCCGUCCUCCUCUUGGUACAUUGACUUCAAUACAAAACCUAGGAGGCUCUUGGUUCUCACCCCCUUCAAUAGACUUACACAGUAAUUAUGACAAGUUCCGGAGGACGUCCUCCAACCUAUCAGAGCUCUUGCAGCAUGAACUGACAUGUUGUCCACCCAAUCAAAGGAUGAAAGGAGAGAAUGAAUCUAGUACUGAAAUCAUAAGCUACAGCUAGCUAGCACUGCAGUGCAUAACAUGUGAUGAGUAGUUGACUCAAAGAGCAAUAGUUGAACAGUUUUCAACCAAUUAAUUUCUUCAAAAAUUAAGGAGAACCAAGAGAGAGAGAGAGAGAGAGAGAGAGAGUGAGAGUAUCAUUUUUUUCAGUUUCACUUAGUUAUCUAGCAAAUGAAACUGGCUAGUUUAGUUACUCAAACAGAGGGAUGCUAUGUUAGCUAGUUGGCUAUGACUAUCCAACACAAAACUGGAACUCUUCCAAGUCAAGGUAAGCUUUUGGUUUUAUUAAAUGAUUGCCACUGGGGCCGGCCGGUCAAACCGCUUACUGACUAUACACUGUUAAGUUACUGAUUGUAGCGGGUUUACUAACGCAUUAGUUCUAUUAGCUAUGUUGACUCUGACGUUACUUUAGCUAAUAUGGGGACAACGAUGUUUGACUUGGAAAGGUUUUGACUUGGAAAGGUUUUUUCGCCUUGGUCACAUACAGCUGAUGUGUUCUUCAUUGAAGUCCACAAACAAAGGGAAAAGGUGAGAGGAGGAGAGCGCAUAGAGGCUAGAAUGAAUACAACGUGGCUGCUAUGAUCAGGGGUGUAUUCAUUCUGCUGAUUCUGUUGAAAAACGUUUCUUAAACGGAAGCAAACGAAACGGGGAUGAAAAUACCUGAAUUUGUACAAUAGAAACUCUCGUUUGUAACUGUUGGACUAACGAUUACACCCUAGAUAAGCUAGAUGCAGGCAAGAGUGUGCAAGGCCGUAUUGAACGUGUCACUGUCUGUCCAUGUGUCACUGUCUGUCAUCUAAAAUGUUUCUCUCCACCUGUGUGGACCCACGUUUUAAACUUUCAUUCAUAGGCUAGGUUGUAGCAACCUCAUGUUGAGUAUAGAGAAUAUUUGAGUAUCUUGUAGUAGCCUAAACCUAUCGAUGUUACAUUGAACUGGGUGAAUGGAAUAUGAAUGACAGUUAUCCAACAUGCUGUAAUAGAAAUAAGGCCAUGCUCAUGAAAAAUAAAAAUGGUCCUCCCUCAUCAUAAACGGCACUGACCACCACUGUUAUAGAUGUAUUGCUCAGUUUACUCAAUUCUUGUUAAAUCAUACUGCGAGAUUGGUCUCAAUGGGAAUCACCUGCCUAAAUAUACAGUAGGUAAAAUAAAAAAGUAGGUUUACGCUAUUUUUCGCACAAUUCUUUUGCACUGUGAAAAUGUCACCUUGAAUAGAGGUACAGUAUAUGCUGCAGGUGAUGGUGUUACCAACCAGGCCAGCCCGAGGCACCUAAUUCUCUAUUGUAAUGAAUUUUCAGUGUACCUGCCAUCUGUGGAGCUGGACUGUGGCCUGGGCGUGACUCUGUUCCUGAUGCUGGUGCUGUUCGUGGUCUACCACAUCUUCUGGCUGGAGCUGCUGCUGCUCUAUCGCUCCUGGUUCGGAACCGACGAACGCUCUACAGGUGGGACACCUACUGCACAGACAGUCCUGGCUAAGAAUAACCAACUAGGGCCAGUAGUUUUUCCUGACCACUUGACCUGGCCAAGAAAGUGUAGCUCCAACUUAUUCAACCUGACCUGGGAAAAACUGCAAGCAAUAGUUGUGACUUAACUCCAGGCCUUAGUUAGUUACCUGGAAAUUUGCCUGAUCCUAAUAAUGACAUCUGUGAAAAUACCUAUUUUUUUUUUCUUCCUCAUUCAGACAAGGAGUACGACAUCUACAUCUCGUACGCGAGGAAUAGCGAGGAGGAGCAAUUUGUCCUUUUGACACUGCGCAGGGUCCUGGAGAAUGAACUGGGCUAUACCGUCUGCAUCUUUGACAGGGACAGCCUUCCUGGAGGGAGUGAGUAUGGGAGAACCUCUAGAACCUUAGACAGAAUCUUAUGGUCUAGCGUCAGACACUGAUAUCAGUAUGGAACAUUCCAACAGCGGGAUGAGGAGUGUAUGAGCGAAAGGGGAACAGUGUGUAAGAAUGGACCAGUGGGUAGAAAUGUGUAGGAAUUGUGAGGGAGAUGAUUACAGACCGGAGGUUUUCCUGACAUGACCUGACCAGGAAAAACUCUAACAGCCUACAACUAGGGCCUGGAGUUUUCCCUGGUCAUGUCACAUGGUCAGCAAACCUCCCCUGGCCAUAACAAUGACACAUGCUAUGACCAUUAGAGGAUUCAGAGGUUUGGCCUGAAUGAAGGCUCUGCACUGAAUCACUGAUCUACAAAUCAUCUUGAAUCCCAAAUGCGCAAGCUGAGGCGGGCGAGAGUAGCCCUGGCGCUGGUCCGUUGGCAAGAGGACAAAUGCAGCGAGAUCUGUCCUCUAGGUUCUGGAAGCGACUCCGGGUGGAGCUACCUGUCAGAAGGAUUAAAGACCCGCUACAGAGCCAAGAUAGUAACGCUAUACCACUGCAGAAUAUAGCUAUAGACACACACCGCGAGCGUAAAAACAUAGUGGAGAAUACAGAAUGGCAUAGCAUAUACGUGACAUACGCACGCACACGCACACACACACAUACAUACAUACAUACAUACACACACGCACACACACACACACACACACACACACACACACACACACACACACACACACACACACACACACACACACACACACACACACCAUUGUUCCAUUAUUACACUGUUUCUUUUUUGUGAUUGAGAAACCAUUCAUCCAUUUGUUUUGCAUUCUGUUAAAUGUUAUUUUGAAAGUGUUUUACAUGUGUUGUAUCAUUUUGUAUAAUUCUUUCAUAUUAUGUACAUUUUUAUCUGAAUAAAUGCAUUUUUUUUAUAUCUCAAUAUCCGUUUCAUCCAUGUCAUUUAAUGUCAUCACAUUUUCAUUAAUGUUUGUCAUAUUAUGCAUAUGGCAUAUUAUUAUCUUUCACAUUGCUGUGUGUUUGGAGUUCCUGGUUGAAAUACAUUUAUGGAAGGUGAUAUCUAUGAUAGCUAUGAGUAUGUUGACAUUGUGCAUUUGUCAUUGUUUUUGAUAAUGGAAAAUCUAUAGGCUGAAAUUCAGUCGAACCUGCCAUAGCAAUGUUUAAUCAGUGUCUUUAAUCAGUUUGAUUAAUGUUCACAGUUGUGAGGGGAGUCCACUUGUUAGUGAUUAGUAUGUUUUUACAGUACACUUCUUUUACAUUAAGUUUUCACAGUACGUUUUUAUUUUUUUUACAGUACAUCAAAACUAUUCUGUAAUUUUAUUUGACCAUAGGAAGAAAAUCUAGCUUUGCAGGAUUUUUGCCUGUAAGCCAAAAGGGGUCACCUAAAUAGACAUAAAUACUGUCUACAAAUGAGCCUACCUCUCCACCCCAUCCGUGAGCAAAGUCAUAUAUGUUUGUUUGCCUAAAAUUAAAGAUUUGUUUGGUUUAAUGAGAUAAGAAAUGUAUAAAUUAGCGUAUGCAUUCAAUCCAAAAUUUGACGUAAAUAGUCAGCAACUGAACGCACAUAGUGUGUCUUUAAAUAACGCAAUGCGGUUUUAUUGAUUGUUGCCCAUAGUGUCAUAGUCCUGUCCUGGUGGGUUCCUAAGGUGAGUUUCUCUCCACUAGAUGUGUCGGAGGCUGUCCUCAGGUGUAUGCAGUCAAGCCGCCGGCUCCUGGUGGUCCUGAGCCCCGACUACCUGACAGAGAAGAGUGUCAGCCUGCUGGAGUGUCGCCUGGGCCUCUACAUCCAGCUCACCAGCCAUGCCCAAAUCAUCACCAUCCUUUACAGCCCCCUCCCGAGACUAUUGGCCUCUUGCACUGAGGCCCAGCAGCUACGCUGCAGUACCGCCACCAUCACCUGGAGGGGACGCCAGUCGGAGCCGCCCACCUCUCGCUUCUGGAAGCGCCUGCUCCUGGCCCUGCCUGUGAGGCCGCUGGCCCUGGGGAGGAGGCUCAUCGACAGCACCUCGUCCCACUCCGACCUGGCCGCUUCGUUGGGCCUGCAGCGCCAGCAGCAGGAUGCCGCCAAGCCACAGAGGCAGAGGGACGGCAAGGGUGCUGCAGGCAGAGGGAGGGGGCGCAAGUGGAGGAUACAGAGGAUACAGGAGGCUCGCAGCAGAGAGAUGUCAAAGGUUAAAGAGGUGGGCCACUUUAGGGAGCCCCGCGGGGUCUUGGGUAGGGCGGCGGCGAAGAUCCAGCUUCAUCAUCAACCCGUAGCAAACAGUAACAGACAGACCCAACCAGGACUUCACCCAAACAUCAGAGAGACCCAACCAGGACUUCAUCCAAGCAGCACAGAAACCCAACUAGGACGUCAUUCAAGCUGCACAGAAACCCAACCAGGACAUGACCCUAAGAGUACUGAAACUCAUCCUUCCCCUAACCAACCACAGAACUCUGAUAAC
Coregonus sp. 'balchen' is the source of this 15681-nucleotide messenger RNA. NCBI's taxonomy places the organism in Eukaryota, Metazoa, Chordata, Actinopteri, Salmoniformes, Salmonidae. The record is from the annotation of a GenBank genome assembly.